Molecule: messenger RNA, 1455 nt
Organism: Liolophura sinensis
Lineage: Eukaryota; Metazoa; Mollusca; Polyplacophora; Chitonida; Chitonidae
Product: putative ammonium transporter 1
Exons: 10
Coding region: 1-1455 (484 amino acids)
Biological process (GO): ammonium transmembrane transport; ammonium homeostasis
Cellular component (GO): plasma membrane
Molecular function (GO): ammonium channel activity
Source: RefSeq, a predicted model, not a curated record
AUGCAAUGUGGGUUUGCUUUUCUCGAGGCGGGUGCGGUCAGAAGUAAAAACUCCACCAACAUUCUCAUCAAAAACUUGCUCGAUGUCUUUGUGGCCGGAAUCGCCUAUUGGAUCUUCGGAUACGCCUUUGCGUUUGGCGACAAAGGAAACGCCUUCAUUGGCUUUUCCAAUUUCGCGUCUUCUUGGAUGGAGGAGACCAAUUUCGCCUUCAUGUUCUUCCAGUACGUGUUUGCGGCGACGGCAGCCACCAUUGUGUCAGGAGCCGUGGCUGAAAGAUGUCAUUUCGUGGCUUAUUUGGUGUACAGCUUUGUCUUAACAUUUUUCAUAUACCCUGUGGUGACCCAUUGGGCCUGGUCUGAUUUUGGCUGGUUGAAGAUAGGAGAGAUGUAUUACUUUAACGGAACAGAGACGCAAGUGGGUUACACGGAUUUUGCCGGAAGUGGAGUCGUUCACGUUGUGGGGGGUACGGCCGCGUUUGUGGCUGCUGUGCUACUGGGACCCAGGAUUGGACGCUUCGAAGACGGAAAAAUAAUUUACAUCAGAGGACAUUCGGUCCCCUUGGCGGCGCUGGGUGGGUUUAUCCUCAUGUUUGGUUUCUUGGCUUUCAACGGUGGCUCCCAAGCGAGGAUUUCGGAAUACGAAGACGGUAUAAAAGUUGCCACGGCCGUGAAGAACACCAUUAUCUCGGGCUCGUUCUCAGCUAUCGUCACUCUCACAGUGAACAAGAUCAUUGGGAACUCACGCUGGAGCCUUCUCCUCACAAUAAAUGGUGCCCUUGCUGGAAUGGUGGCCAUCUGUGCCGGAUGUGACGCAGUCUAUCCUUGGUCAGCAGCCAUAAUUGGGACAGUAGCGGCAUUUUCUUUUAAAUUCUUCGCCUGGGCUGUCCCAAAAUUGCACAUUGACGACCCUUUAGAAGCAGUAGCAGUGCACUUUGGAGGUGGUUUGUGGGGUGUUAUUGCCGUUGCAUUCUUCCACACAGGAAACGGAAUUAUUUACUCGGGUAGCGCCCAGUCCUUCAUGGGUUUGGCGUGGCAGUUGGCUGGGCUAGCGGCUAUAGUAGGCUGGACAGGAGUGCUUUGUCUCAUUAUGUUUGGGAUCCUUAAGGCAUUUAAUCUGCUCAGAGUCACCGAGGACAUGGAACGCAAAGGCUUGGACAUUCCUAAGCACGGGGAGCCAGCUUACCCGCUGGAAUCAUACGGCCAUGGCUGGGUGGAACAAAUCAUAAUGGAGAGACUGGCCAGUGGAGAUCUCCCCGAACCAGAGGGUUACCUCUAUCCGAAUAUCCACUCUGAGAAUGGUACGGCGAAUGGAAUAACAAACAAGGCGUAUGAGGUUGACGUUCAGGAUAAAGGCUCCUAUGAAACACCGGAGACUGUGAUGCACAGCAAUCCAGCAGGAAGAAUUAAAAGGACCGAAAGUAGUGAUAAUCUUGAAUCUGUGUCAACAUCUAUGUGA